Molecule: messenger RNA, 1996 nt
Organism: Lutra lutra (Eurasian river otter)
Lineage: Eukaryota; Metazoa; Chordata; Mammalia; Carnivora; Mustelidae
Gene: FAM151A
Product: family with sequence similarity 151 member A
Exons: 8
Coding region: 37-1908 (623 amino acids)
Source: RefSeq, a predicted model, not a curated record
AGCUAUCUCCGCAGGCAGGACUUGGUGGAGUAGUAGAUGCUGCACGGGGUUCCCACGUCCCAGUGGGUCCCAGCUACAGGGAGCCUUGGGGACCUUUGGGCCGCGGGGACUUGGAGGCGUUCUGCAGAGACACUCAUCAUGGCCUGCGAGAAGACGUGCUCGAACAGUCGGACCAAGUGGGCCCUUCUGGGCAGUGCCAGCGUGGCUCUGGUGAUCGCCAUUGGAUUGGUCCUGAGCUUUGUCCUGCAGCCACACAGCCCGCCAGACUGUGAGCCUGAGGCGGUGUGCCGCCCCGACGCAGACAUGCUGGACUACCUGCAGAGCCUGGGCCACAUCAGCCAGCGGGACGGCCUGCUGGUCACCUGGUACCACGCUGCCAACAGCCGGAAGGAGAUGGAAGCUGCCCUGAGAGGCAAUACCAUGGUCCUGGAGGCCGAUGUCACGGUAGAAGGACUCGACACAGUCAACGAGACAGGGGUCCCUAUCAUGGCGCACCCCCCAGCCAUCUACAGCGACAACACCCUGCAGCAGUGGCUGGAGGCUGUGCUGGCCUCUUCCCAGAAGGGCAUCAAACUGGACUUCAAGAGCAUCAAGGCUGUGGGCCUCUCACUGGACCUCCUGCGGCGGCUGACAGAGGACGGGAGAGUCCGAAGGCCCGUGUGGAUCAAUGCUGACAUCCUGAGGGGCCCCAAUGUGCCCAUCUCAGUCGAGGUUAAUGCCUCACGGUUCUUGGCCUUGGUCCAGGAGAAGUAUCCUGAGGCCACUCUGUCUCCGGGCUGGACCACCUUCUAUGUGCCCGUGUUCCCGAACAUGACAUACACCCGAGCCAUGGUGGAGAGGAUGCAGGGACUGGUGGGCGCACUGCCACAGAGGGUCACUUUUCCCGUGCGGGCUGUCAUGGUACGGGCUGCGUGGCCCCACUUCAGCUGGCUGCUGGGCCAAUCCAAGAGGUACAGCCUGACGCUGUGGCAGGGUGCCUCGGACCCCGUGUCAGUGGAUGAUCUCCUCUACAUCCGAGACAACACCGCACCCCACCAAGUCUACUAUGACCUCUUUGAGCCUGUCCUGUCGCAGUUCAAGCAGCUGGCCGCGAAUGCUACACGGAAGCGAAUUUACUACACGGGAGGCAGCCUGAUCCCUCUCCUCCAGCCCCCUGGCGGGGACGGUCUGAGUGUGGAAUGGCUGGUUCCUGACCUCCAGGGCAACAGGAGAAGAGCAACAGUCAGCCUCCCAGACAGAGAAGGCAUGAUCCUGCUAAACGUUGGCCUCCAGGGGCCUGCAGCCAAGGACACCGUGGCCAUGGUGCGUGCCCCAGGAGGUCCUGUCCUGACGCUGGAGUCCUGCCUGCUGCAACUCGCUGGGCGGCCUGGACGCUGGGGUAUCUACCUGCGCAUAGCCGAGCCUUUGGCCCUCCGGCCGGCCCUGACCACACUGGCCCACCUUUCUGCUCAUGGCCACCUGCUGCGGCCUGUGUGGAUUGGGGCCACAGUCUCCCACGGCAGCUUUGUGGUCCCUGGCCACGUGGCCGGCAGGGAGCUGCUGACAGCCGUGGCAGAGGUGUUCCCCCACGUGACAGUGGCACCAGGCUGGCCUGAGGAGGCGCUGGGCAGUGGCUACGGGGAACAGCUGCUUGCAGAUAUGCUGGGCCUGUGCCAGGGUCUCUGGCAGCCUGUGUCCUUCCAGCUGCAGGCUGGGCUACUGGGCCGGGACACGGCUGGGGUGGUGGCCAGGCUGCUGGCAGCCUCGCCCCAGGCCACUGUCACAGUGGAGCACAGCUCUGAGGGGGGCGGCUAUGCACCAGUGCGGGAGGUGCUGCUGGCUGCCAGGGCUGUGGACAGGACCCGAGUCUACUACAGGCUGCCUCAGAGGGACCGCGAAGACUUGCUGGCAGAUGCUGGCAGGAACUGAGCACCUGCGGGGGCUGGGCCGGCGGUCGCCUGGGUCCAGGCUUUCCACGGCUGAGGCAGCAAGGAAUAAAUGCUCCUGUCUUCCUCGA